AUGUUACAUUCUUUAGAACUCUUGAUUCACAAUAAUGCCUGCAAAAACAAGUUCAGUGCCACUUUCCUUUACACAAAUAACAGCAUGGGCUAUACAAGAUUAGAUGAAACGUAUAUGAGCAUGGAAAAUCACUUUCAGAAGUGGGACAAAGAAUAUCACGCGAUGAGGAUAAUCAUCCGAAUUAUCACCAAAGAAUACCAGGCAACACCAAAAUACGGAUCAGUGUGCUUUGUCCACGUGCAUCAGCUUUCGAUGCAGGAAUAUUCGGUUAAGAAUACUAUGGUUUUUGAAGAGAUCCGUGCAGCAUAUUCUCCCACUUGCAAAUCGCGAAUAUUUUGGAAUCAUUAA
Messenger RNA from Vicia faba (fava bean), 348 nucleotides. Lineage: Eukaryota; Viridiplantae; Streptophyta; Magnoliopsida; Fabales; Fabaceae. The record is from the annotation of a GenBank genome assembly.